UCCCUCACUCUGCGGAGGCGCCGGGCCUGUGACGAGCGCGGCCCACCGCUCCCGUGGCCCAGCGCUCCCGUGGCCCGGACUCACGAACGGCCGGGCCGGGCCGGGCUGGAGCGGAGGGGGAACCCCGGGGUCCCCAGCGGGGGUCGGGCCGCGGCAGCAGCAGCAGCGGUGGCGCCGAGCGGCGGGAGCGCCGUUCCCGCAGCGUGGUUGGGAGCGGCGGAGCGCGGGGCCGGCAGCGAUCGCGGCCCCCCCCGAGGCGGGUCCUGCCCCGGCUGUCCGAGUUCCAGGAGCUGGAGAAGGGAGAACCUGUUGGAAGCGGCGGAGGAGGCGAUGAGGGUCGCGCUGCCGCUCGUCGGAGAGGGUGAUCGUGUCUGAGAGGAUGGCGGUGCCUGUUGCUGUUGUUGUUGCCGCCUCUCCUCCCCCUGUCGCUGCCCUGUGGUCGUGACUUGUCAGAGGCAGAAAUCGUUAAAUGGGCCUUUGGUGAAGUGCUUUGCGUGCGAAUCUAAACAAAAAUAUUGUCCAGAAAAACACCGGGAGACAUCAGUUCAGUAGCGUUGACAGGAGAACUUUUGGGGGCAGCGAAGCAGAGCUGGUUGUACGUUCAGUUGUACACUGGUUAGAGUCCAGGAUGAGUUAUGCAGAAAAACCUGAUGAAAUCACAAAAGAUGAAUGGAUGGAAAAGCUUAAUAACUUGCAUAUCCAGAGAGCAGACAUGAACCGCCUUAUCAUGAACUACCUUGUCACAGAGGGCUUUAAAGAAGCAGCCGAGAAAUUCCGGAUGGAGUCUGGAAUUGAACCCAGUGUUGAUUUAGAGACUCUGGAUGAAAGAAUAAAGAUCCGUGAGAUGAUAUUGAAAGGACAGAUCCAGGAAGCCAUUGCAUUGAUAAACAGCCUCCAUCCAGAACUGCUGGAUACAAACAGAUAUCUCUACUUUCACUUGCAGCAACAGCACUUGAUUGAACUGAUUCGGCAGCGUGAGACAGAGGCAGCUCUGGAAUUUGCUCAGACCCAAUUAGCAGAACAAGGGGAGGAGAGCAGGGAAUGCCUGACAGAAAUGGAGCGCACGCUGGCCCUGCUUGCCUUUGAUAAUCCCGAAGAGUCACCAUUUGGAGACUUGCUUAACAUGAUGCAGCGACAGAAGGUGUGGAGUGAGGUUAAUCAAGCUGUUCUAGACUAUGAAAAUCGUGAAUCAACACCCAAGUUGGCAAAAUUACUGAAACUACUACUGUGGGCUCAGAAUGAGCUGGACCAGAAGAAAGUGAAAUAUCCCAAAAUGACAGACCUCAGCAAGGGGACGAUCGAAGAGCCCAAGUAAAAUGUGUGCAGAUGGACAUCAAACAAUCUUAGUACUGCACAGUAUACAUUUAUAUCAGUCUGUGACUGAAAUAUUUUUACUACAGUACAGCACUCAAUUCAGAUUUUUCAAUGAACAUCUAAUUUGAAGGGAGAAAAGUCCCUUUUAAAUGCUGCAAAAACUGCAUUGAAAGGCGCUGUGUCUCUUUGAAAGUCUGACUUAGGCUAUGCACUAUAAUACAUUUUUAAAAAAAACAAAACAAUUAAACAGGACAGGAAAAAUAGCAUUUUUAAAAGUACAGAACUCAAGCUUUCUAAUUGGCUGCUGAUGCCUAGUUUAGUGGCCAGUGAGUUAAUAUGGAGUUAUAUUGGCAACUGUUCAGUUCAGUUUAACUGUCUCCUGUUUGAAAUGUGUAUAUAGAACAGUGAAUAUUUUCUACCUUUAAGUUAUAGCCAGAUAUACAUUCCCCUUAAAAGUAACUGGUCAAGUUUUCAUCUAUAAACUUUGCGGUAAGGUCAACCUUUUGCUUAGGAAAUAGUGUACAAACUUGUAAAUCAUAAUUUAAGGACUUUAGGUUUUUGGGGUUUUUUUCUUCCUUGUUUCAGACUUCUUGGUGCUUUAUAUGGUGAGAGCUAUGUUCAUAAUGGAUCAGUGACCCAUCUUUUCAGGAGGAGUAUUGAUGGAAAUAAGUUUGUUUUCCUUAAUUUUCGUGAAUGACCAAAAUGGCCCCAGAGGCAUUUGAGGGUUUUUGUUGACAGGGGCCUUUCCCCCCCAUGUUACAUUUGCAGUUGUAGACACUGCAGUGGUUCCAGGUGGCUGAUGCAGCUUUGAAGGCCACUGGAUGUCUGUAGGAUGAAAGACUUGUGCUGGGGAAUCAGGUGGUGGGGAGAGAUGCUUGUUGAAGCCUCUGAUGCAUCAUCUUGUGCAGGAUCUGCCUUCAUGCUUGCUGAAUUGUAGUUUUAGAGCUACUUGGGCUGUAUUUAUGCCUUGAACUGAGCAGAGCAGGGCUGUCUAAUACCAGAAAUUUCCAUUUUCUCACUUCUUCCAUACCUUUCUGAAGAGAUGCAGUUCAUCUUCAGCUGUAUUCGUUUACUGACUGUCCUCACUCCAGUUAGAAUUAUAGUUUUAAUGUUUUACAUGUGAAGUCCAGACUUUCAAGUCAGCAAAUUGUAAUCUUCUGAGUAUGGGAUGUUCUGGUCGACUGAUGGCAGCGCUGCACACUGGUUUGUAUCCAGUGGUGGGAAGCACUAAUCUUGCCAAAUCCAUCUCUAGAUUUUUAGGUCUGUAUAUCAAGUUUUGCUGAGCAAAGAGCGAGCUGAUGAGUCAAAUAGCUUAACAUCACGAGACACUGGCAGUUGUCACAGCAGUCCCAUACUGUACAUAAUCUAGUCUUGUAUGGUAGAUAUUACCCUGUAGAAUGAAACUUAGUUUUCACCUAAUUUUACUGGAAUACUUAAUGCAUUAAACUGUAUAAAGCUUUGCAGAUACACCUGGCUUAAGGGAACUAACAAAACCUGUUACUGAUUGCAUUACUGUGAACACUUUACUUGUGUAGCUAUUUUUGGGGGUGGGGGGAAGCCAUUGUUUGUUAAGCAGCUAUGAGAGAUGCAGAGCACCAAGGUUAAGCGAGAUGAUGGAUGCAACAAAAUCAUUUGUUCCCAUUUCUUACCGAUCGUUCUGUUCUCCACUUUGAGGCAUUUGUGGUAUGGAGGUCUUAAAGUUUAUAUGUAACAAACAAGCUGUCAGUAGCCCCCCAGCUACAGCAGCAGCCUGGCUUUCCUUCACCCAGGCUGGUUAUUCUAACACCAAACUUUUAACAGUUGUGGGUUUGGUUGUUUUGGUUUUUUUUUUUUAAUUAUUUUUUUUUUUCUUUUUGAAGUCGGUUGAUGUCUGAAAACCAUGUAUAACUUUUAGUUUGUGAGAAACUGUAUGGUUAAUGUAACUUUGUUUAAUAACAAAACUGCAGAAACAAAACUGGAAUAGCUCUACUUUCUUCAUAUAGAACUGAUCAGCUUUUCCUCUGUUCUGACACUUGUGUUGUUGAGUCUCACGUCAAGCUUCUCCCGGGUGAAGUGGAAAGUGGUGCGGUUUUGUGGCAUGACUAGCAUUUUUCUCCAUGAGAAAUGCAGUAUUACAGCCCUGGGUGAGAAGUUCACUGUACUCCUAGAACGCUAAGUUAAUUCCAUAGAGUAUUUGGGCAACGACUGAGCGUAGACUUACUUGAAUUUUCACUAGCUUGUUGGUUUUUUCCAUUAAAAAAUAAACACGUUUUUUAAGGGGGUUUAAUAUAAAAUUAGUCUAGAACUAUUUCACUUUGUUUUUAUGAACAUGCCACAUUGAUAAGCAGCUUUAAUCUGUAAAGUUUUUGGUACCUGCAAGAAGAUAUUCGAAAGCUAUGCAUUUUAGAGAAAGCAUAAAGGUAGUGAUAUUGGUACUUCUAAGGAUCUUUAUAUUAGUGUAUAUAAAAUAGUUUGCAUAUACAAAUAUAAUAUAUAAUCUGUUUGAAAUAUUCUUGAAUGGUAGGGGCUGUGAAACAUAUUAUAAUUUAUGGAAAUAUUGUACACAGUAAACAGACGUCUCAGUACACGAAUGAACUUUUGUCAUAUGCAUGAGAAGUGUCUUAUUUGGUGACUACUAAUGAAUGGGCUUUUGUUAACCCAUUUUUGUUAGAUAACCACUUUAACAAAUAUUAUUAAAUGCCACUUUGAUCAGUUUUCUUUAGUGUAAAAAUACAUAUUUUGUUCCACUGAAUUUAGAACAAUAUGAAAAUCACUUCUGUAAGAAGAUUUGUUCCAAACUCAACGGUGGCAGACAGAUCUGGUCAUUAAGGGUGGUGCACUCACUCGUCCUCCCCCAGCCUUGCCUUUGGUGAAAGCAAAUCAGAUUUUUUUCAUUAAUGCUUUGUAUGUGAAGCAGUUGGGUUGUAAAAUAUCCUGUCAUAUGCCCCUGCAGAAAGGCUGCAUAGCAAGUGUGUUUUGAUUAGGCUACAAAUCUCCCUCCUUUUCCCAAAGCCAUCACCUCCCUGGUAACUGUCUUUGCUGUUCCCGUGUUUUGUUUCUGCCUGUCAAAUCUAAGCUGAGCUGUGGUUGCUUCUGUUGUACAAUGGAGGGAUUUGUGAAGGGUGGGGGAUCACAGGCUUCCCUGAAGAUGAAGUGCUGGUGGUACUUUGAGAAAUACUGAACUGCUUAAUUUACAUAGCUGGAAAAGCAGAGGCUGCUGCACAGAAACUUAACAGCAGAAUUUUGAGUAAAGCAUUUCCUCUCAAGACUUUUGAAGAGGCAAACAUACACCUUGAAGCCAGGUGAAGUACCUCUCUCUCUUUAAGAUGAUUUCAUUGAAACACUUUCAGCUCCUUCCACCCACAUUGAAAGAAAAAUUGAAAAGCACGUGGAGAGCAUUUAUGUAGCAUUUGAAAUGUGUGAAAUUACCUGGAAAGAAUUCUGCCUCCUUUCCACUCCUUGUACAUACAGGGGAAGCCAUUACAUUAUUUUAGGGUGAUUUUAUUGUUUUUAAUUUGUAAAAUUUAUGCUUUGUAUGCUUGAGUAUAAGCUUAACGGCGCUACUUAAAAAAAAUCCUUGACUAGA
Pipra filicauda (Wire-tailed manakin) is the source of this 4879-nucleotide messenger RNA. RefSeq names its product GID complex subunit 8 homolog (gene GID8). The transcript is spliced from 5 exons. Gene Ontology annotation, biological process: positive regulation of canonical Wnt signaling pathway; proteasome-mediated ubiquitin-dependent protein catabolic process. The coding region runs from base 629 to 1315 and encodes 228 amino acids. Gene Ontology annotation, molecular function: protein binding. Gene Ontology annotation, cellular component: cytoplasm; nucleus. The record is from RefSeq and is a predicted model, not a curated record. NCBI's taxonomy places the organism in Eukaryota, Metazoa, Chordata, Aves, Passeriformes, Pipridae.